UCCCCACAGCAUUGAGAAUGGUUUAAAAGCAGCUCAUAGUUCAUGAAGACACCACAGAAGAACUCCUGUUGGGAAGGUUUUCUGGAUUGUUAGCAGUCUCUUUGGGAGAAGUCACAAAUUAGCUUUAAGUCUAACCUGAAUUUAUCCACUUAACUACAUCAGGAUGAGGGUGUUGUGGAUUUCAUGCCUGCUGAUUGGAAGCAUCUCUUGUGUCCCUGUGGGGAAAAAAUAUGGUUCAGGUGCUGCUGACGCAGGGUUCAGGUGGCAGCCAUCUAAUGGGUAUUGGUUCAGUGGAGGAGGGGUGAGUUCUGACCUGGGCAGCAGCUCUUCUCUACCAAGUCUACCCAACCCAAGCUCUGGCAAAUCCUCUGAGCUUCCUGCUCCUCAAGAUGGCCUCUCCAGUGCUGGCCCUGGCGGUUAUGGCAGCCACAACAUGGCUGGGGGUAAUAACUACUACAGUGGCUAUGCUAGUUUCAGGGAUGAGCACUUUAACAGCCCUGAGGUCAGUAACUAUGGGGCUGCUUAUCCAGCUUCUCAGUCCAGUGGGUAUGAUAGCGGUGCUCCAGGUGGCAACUAUUAUGGCUAUGACUAUGCUAGCUCAGGUAUUGGUUAUGUGGGGGACGCCUCUACCAGCUAUGCUGCCGGUGACGAAAACCCAGAGCCGGUCUUCAGUGACGUGUCUGAUCUGGAGCCAGUUUACUCCUUCAGCUCCCGCUCAAGCUACCAGCAUGGAAGAGAGGUGUAUACUCAAACCCGCUACACCCCAGGAGAGCCUGCUGUUCCCCCAGUCUCAGGACCCAACAGCAAAACUUCAAACCAGAGGAGUCCUGCUAAAGCACCAACCAAAGGUGGCUUCUGAAAGAUCUUUCUGGUCUGAUCCAGAUGACUCAUUACUGUGACUCAACUGUUCAUGACAAAAUGCCAAUAAAUUGUAGCUGUCAUAACAGCCUUCCUUAAAA
This is a messenger RNA of Thunnus maccoyii (southern bluefin tuna), 959 nucleotides long. RefSeq names its product probable ATP-dependent RNA helicase ddx17. NCBI's taxonomy places the organism in Eukaryota, Metazoa, Chordata, Actinopteri, Scombriformes, Scombridae. The transcript is spliced from 5 exons. The record is from RefSeq and is a predicted model, not a curated record. Bases 164 to 859 code for a protein of 231 amino acids.